AUGGCUAGGACCAAGCUGCCUAUUGAGUUAAUCAUUCGGAUCGCAGACUUUCUUGAACCUGCCGCAUGUUACUGCUUUCUUCGGGCUUUUGACGGUCUUGAUGAACUUCUCCUGCCCGAUGUUUUCACGAGAAAGGCACGGCCAAGUGGAGAUACACUUGUACACCUUGCCGCGAGUAAGGGCGAUGAGUGUCUUUUACAAACUAUCCUUGCGAGGAGGUCGAAUGUCCAAACACGAAAUAAGCAUGGGGUUACCCCUUUGGCUUGCGCUGCACGACGAGGGCAUCAGACAGUUGUGAAGCAGCUCAUCGCUGCUGGCGCAAAAGUUGAUGAGCUCGAUAAUCGUGGGUUGACUGCUCUUCACUGUGCAGCUUACCAUGGAUCAGAUAUGGUAGUUCAGCUUCUUCUUGACGCCGGUGCCGAUAUUUCAACAAAAACGCCGUGCCAUCGCACCGCCCUCCAUAUGGCUGCAAGGAAUGGCCAUAAUUCGACCGUAUCAUUACUUUUGGAGAAAGGUCGUUGGCUUCAGGAUAUAACUGAUACAUAUAAUGGAGCCUUGGACCUAGCAGCAGAAUACGGUCGCACAGCCGUGGUUCAACAGCUUAUCGAAGCUGGCUUUCAGGUUUCAGACAAGACACUGCAAGUUGCUGUCUCAUCAGGUCGAGCGAAGAUAGUCAAGAUCCUUCUUUCUCAGAGGAGUUUCCCGGAGCAUAUAAGGCGUGCUGAACUAUUUCGGUCGGUGGAGCUAGGGUUACCUUCGGUAGUGAGGUUGCUUGUUGGAACGGGCCUAGUCGUCACAGGCAACGACAUUGGGCUAGCCAGGGCAACAGGCUGUUCUGGCAGUAUCAGAAUGCUUCGUCUUAUUCGUCAUAUGGCAGUCGACUUUUGCAACCAAAUUGAGUCCAGAUUCGCAAUGCUAGACAGUGCAGCCCAAGGGGGUCAUGGUACUUUCGUUCAAUAUCUUGCGGAUUUAGCAUGGUUGACACCCGAGCUGUGCAAGCACGCACUCCAAGUUGCAACUCGGGCAGGCCAUUCUGCCGUGGUUAAAUCUAUUCUUGCCUGUGGUCUUCAGGUUGAUGAAAAAGACAAAAGAAGCGCCCUUAAAUAUGCGUCUAGCAAAGGCGACCUAGCGAUUGUGGACUUGCUCCUAGAUCCUGGGGCACAAUUCGAUCGUUUGGCACUCUAUCCUGCUGUCUGUGAAGGACAGUUCGGGAGGGUUCGGACCAUCCUUCAAUCUGGUAUCAAUACUUCUACACCUGACUGGGACACUGAUAUUUUAUUGAGGGAGUCCUUGUGGAAGGGUGCCGAGUCCGGUUAUACUUCCAUAGUAGAGCUACUCCUGAGCGUAGGAGUCGCACCAGACGUCUUUCGCUAUGGCAAAACCAAGCCAUCUGCACUCUACCGAGCAUCGGCGAGAGGUCAUGGGGAUGUGGUCGAUAUACUCGUCAGAGCCGGGGCCGAUAUUUCUCGCGAAUACUAUCAUCAACAGUCUCCAUUGUUUCCCACAGACAAGCAUGGAUAUACGGCACUCCACAGCGCUUCUAGAUCUGGACAUGGCCAUGUGAUUGACUACCUCAUAAGAUCUGGAGCACCGGUUUCCUUCCAAGGUGAAGAGGGCUUCACCGCACUACAUGCUGCAGCACGAAGUGGCCGUGCUAGUGCGGUCAAGGUCCUUAUUCAUGCUGGCGCAGAUCUCUCGAUCCAAGCCAAUUCAGGUGCUACAUCUCUUCAUUAUGCCGUGCAAUAUAAUUAUCCAGAGGUGGUCAAGCUACUUCUCGAUGCCGGAGCUAAUCCGACAGCCCUGGACCAUGAAGGAAAGUCCGCCCUGAAUCGGGCGGUUGAGUUUCAAAACGCUGAAGUGAUUGCCCACUUCGCCGCAGCAGAGAUUGUACAGUAA
Messenger RNA from Penicillium daleae, 1896 nucleotides. RefSeq names its product ankyrin repeat domain-containing protein. The record is from RefSeq and is a predicted model, not a curated record. Lineage: Eukaryota; Fungi; Ascomycota; Eurotiomycetes; Eurotiales; Aspergillaceae. Gene Ontology annotation, cellular component: cytoplasm; nucleus. The coding region runs from base 1 to 1896 and encodes 631 amino acids. The transcript has a single exon. Gene Ontology annotation, molecular function: protein binding.